Molecule: messenger RNA, 483 nt
Organism: Brenthis ino (lesser marbled fritillary)
Lineage: Eukaryota; Metazoa; Arthropoda; Insecta; Lepidoptera; Nymphalidae
Source: the annotation of a GenBank genome assembly
AUGGCGUUACCGAUGUUGAGACGUUGCUGCGGUUGCCUGUCUUUAGAGAAAGGCUGCUUUAUACUUUGUAUCUUAUCCACACUGUCAUGCGUAGCAGCUAUCAUAGGCGGGUCGUGGAGUCUCCCGCGUCACAGGGAGCGCGAGCAGGAGGACAACCUCAUAUCCAUGACGCUGGUCAUGUUCUCCACAUUGUCUGCCAUUAGCAAUAUUGUGGCUUUGGUGGGCAUUGGGACGCGGAGACCAGGCUGUCUCCAGAUGUCUCUACUAUUCAACUCAGUGUUCAUCCUGUGCCUCUUUCUUGUGGUGGUCGUCACGUGUCUCUUCAGUCCAGAGCUCAGUCCAUACCUCGGAGAGCCCUGGAACAUCGCCCUGAUUGUGUUAUUUAUUGUAAUAGGGACUGUGUAUUCUGCAUACUAUUUGGUGAUAGUGAACAGUCUGUACAGAAAGAUGAAGAUGAACUACAGCGAAACUGCCUUGCCGAUG